This is a messenger RNA of Fragaria vesca subsp. vesca, 2955 nucleotides long. RefSeq names its product pentatricopeptide repeat-containing protein At1g74850, chloroplastic-like. Bases 1 to 2589 code for a protein of 862 amino acids. NCBI's taxonomy places the organism in Eukaryota, Viridiplantae, Streptophyta, Magnoliopsida, Rosales, Rosaceae. The record is from RefSeq and is a predicted model, not a curated record. The transcript has 4 exons. Gene Ontology annotation, molecular function: protein binding.
AUGACCCUCUCCCCCACCCUCUCCAUCUCCCGCCCUUCCCCUCUCUCCGCCCCAAUCCCCAAGCUAAACCCUAAACCCCACCACCUCUCCUUCCUCUCCGGCCACCGCAAAUUCAUCCACGGCCAGCGGCUAUCUUUCUCCGUCAGGGCGAAGCCGAAGGACCUCAUCCUCGGGAACCCGUCCGUCACCGUCGAAAAGGGCAAGUACAGCUACGACGUCGAAACCCUAAUCAACAAGCUCAGCAGCCUCCCGCCACGUGGCAGCAUCGCGCGGUGCCUGGACAUCUUCAAGAACAAGCUCUCCCUCAACGACUUCGCCCUGGUGUUCAAGGAGUUCGCGGCGCGUGGCGAUUGGCAGAGGUCGCUGCGGCUGUUCAAGUAUAUGCAGCGCCAGAUAUGGUGCAAGCCGAGCGAGCACAUCUACACCAUUAUGAUCAGUCUGCUCGGCCGCGAAGGUUUGCUUGAUAAAUGCGCAGAGAUUUUCGACGAAAUGCCCACCCAGGGUGUCAUCAGGAGUGUGUUCAGCUACACUGCUUUGAUUAAUGCCUACGGGCGUAAUGGUCAGUUUGAAAUGUCUCUUCAAUUGCUUGAUAGGAUGAAGAAAGAUAAGGUUUCCCCGAAUAUAUUGACUUAUAAUACUGUGCUUAAUGCGUGUGCUAGAGGGGGGUUGGAUUGGGAGGGGCUGUUAGGAUUGUUUGCGGAAAUGAGGCAUGAGGGGGUUCAGCCGGACCUUGUUACUUAUAAUACACUGCUUAGUGCUUGCGCCGGUAGAGGUUUAGGUGAUGAGGCGGAGAUGGUGUUUAGGACUAUGAAUGAGGGUGGGAUAGUUCCAGAUAUAACCACCUAUAGUUAUCUUGUAGAAACUUUUGGUAAAUUGAAUAACCUUGAGAAGGUUUCGGAGUUGCUUAAAGGGAUGGAAUCUGGGGGGAAUUUGCCUGAUAUUACGUCGUAUAAUGUGUUGUUGGAGGCGUAUGCGCAGUUGGGGUCGAUUAAAGAGGCAAUGGGUGUGUUUAGGCAGAUGCAGGAGGCAGGUUGUAUGGCAAAUGCGGCUACCUAUAGUAUUUUGUUGAAUUUGUAUGGGAGGCUUGGGAGGUAUGAUGAUGUUAGGGAGCUUUUUCUUGAGAUGAAAGUGAGCAAUGCGGAGCCAGAUGCUGCUACGUAUAAUAUUCUCAUACAAGUGUUUGGUGAAGGUGGGUAUUUCCGAGAGGUGGUGACUUUGUUUCAUGAUAUGGUAGAGGAGAAUAUUGAGCCGAAUAUGGAGACGUAUGAAGGAUUGAUAUAUGCUUGUGGAAAAGGAGGGCUUCAUGAGGAUGCCAAGAACAUUUUGCUUCACAUGAAUGAGAAGGGAAUAGUGCCUAGUUCCAAGGCUUAUACAGGAGCUAUUGAAGCAUAUGGGCAAGCAGCACUGUAUGAUGAAGCUCUUGUUGCCUUUAACACAAUGAAUGAAGUCGGCAGCAGCCCAUCAGUUGAAAGCUUCAACUCGCUUAUUCAUGCAUAUGCAAGAGGUGGACUAUACAAGGAGACUGAACAAGUGUUGUCGAUAAUGGGUGAGUUUGGCAUUGCAAUCAAUGCCAGUUCAUUCAAUGGAAUGAUUGAAGCUUUUAGGCAGGGAGGUCAGUUUGAAGAAGCUAUAAAGACGUAUGUUGAGAUGGAAAAGAGAAGAUGUGAUCCUGAUGAGUGCACUCUCGAAGCAGUCUUAAGCGUUUAUAGUGUUGCAGGUCUUGUUAAUGAGUGUGAGGAGCACUUCGAAGAGAUUAAAGCUUCAGGGAUAUUACCCAGCGUCAUGUGCUACUGCAUGAUGCUUGCUGUUUAUGCAAAGACUGACAGGUGGGACGAUGCCAAUAAGUUGCUGAAUGAGAUGCUCACAAAUAGGGUAUCAAAUAUUCAUCAAGUGAUGGGGCAGAUGAUAAAGGGAGAUUAUGAUGAUGAAUCUAACUGGCAGAUGGUAGAGUAUGUUUUUGACAAACUAAAAUCUGAAGGAUGUGGGCUGGGAAUGAGGUUCUACAACACUCUGAUAGAAGCACUUUGGUGGCUGGGUCAGAAACAAAGAGCUGUGCGAGUUCUUAGUGAAGCAACACAACGGGGGCUGUUUCCUGAACUUCUCCGCAAAAAUAAACUUGUUUGGUCUAUUGAUGUGCACAGGAUGUGGGAAGGUGGUGCAUAUGCAGCAAUGUCAGUUUGGCUAAAUGAUAUGUAUGAGAUGUUCUUGAAUGGCGAGGAUCUUCCCCAUGUUGCAACAGUUGUUGUAGUACGGGGGAAGAUGGAAAAAAGUUCAACGACACAAGAUCUGCCGGUUGCAAAGGCUGCCUACUCAUUCCUGCAGGAUAACAUGUCAGGAGCAUUCAAUUUCCCAAAAUGGAACAACGGUCGAAUUCUCUGCCAACGGUCUCAGCUUAAGAAACUUCUGUCAAGCAUCGAACCAUCUACAGAUGGCUCCAGUAGUAAAAGUAUAUGUAUUUUAAGCAACUCCCCCUUUCCUCCUCCAGGCACAAAAAUAUCACCCACCGAUGUUGAUAGUGGUCGGUAUAAUGGUACCAGUUCUGAUGCAACAAGUAGGACAAGAACAGAGCUUUUGACCAGCACAGUUUAAAUAGUGUAGUAUACUCAUCAGUUACCAAGGUUUUGGGAAAUUUACUUUUCUCGAUUUCACUAGAAUGAUUUCCCAGUUUGCAGCUGGCUGAAGUCUUAGCUUGGCAAAGUUGCAGCAUUUAACGAACUGGGAACACAAUGCUCAUUGCUGAAGCUAUAGUGUAAAAGUUCAGUUCCACGGUUUGUGCGAGUUCGAUAUGAAGUGGGUUUUGAUCCUGGAUUACCUUUGAAACACCCAGAGGUGAUGAGGAUUCUAGUUUUGUACCUCUAGAAUAUUCUUUCUUCAUGUGUAAAAUGUACAUUGUAUUUCCAGAUCUGAAAAUUUUUGAGAAUGGAUCGGUCCGGUUGAAGAUCACAUUUUCCUUUG